Messenger RNA from Melanaphis sacchari, 868 nucleotides. RefSeq names its product histone H3.3. The record is from RefSeq and is a predicted model, not a curated record. Gene Ontology annotation, cellular component: nucleosome. Bases 376 to 786 code for a protein of 136 amino acids. The transcript is spliced from 3 exons. NCBI's taxonomy places the organism in Eukaryota, Metazoa, Arthropoda, Insecta, Hemiptera, Aphididae. Gene Ontology annotation, molecular function: DNA binding; structural constituent of chromatin; protein heterodimerization activity.
CCGACGAAUGACCUUUCCAAAACAAACAUGAAACAAUAAUUAGCAUACUGUAUUACUGUCGCCAUCGUACAGUCGCUGCAUAGUUCAUUUUCGUGUUUUAACUUUUAGACAGUUUUAGUCCAUCAUUCUGCAGCUGCUUAUUUCGUCUUUUUACUUGACCACACACCGUUCACGCAUUGUAAGUGCCGUCGGACCCGUGAAUUUAAAACUCCACGCGAUCCAUUUCGCCACGACGCGGCGUCUGUCUGACAUUCGCGACCUUUUUUGUCUACCAUCAGCUCGGUCUGAUUUUUGAUUUCAGUGCUCACCAGUCCGUCUGGGCUUUUGGUUUAGACUUAAUAUUCUGUUUUCUGUCGAAUACGGAAUAGUUGAAUCAUGGCUCGUACUAAGCAGACCGCUCGUAAAUCCACUGGGGGAAAGGCUCCACGUAAACAGUUAGCCACCAAAGCCGCCCGCAAAAGUGCACCAUCCACAGGUGGAGUAAAGAAACCUCAUCGUUACCGUCCCGGUACUGUAGCUCUUCGUGAGAUUCGUCGUUACCAAAAGUCCACAGAAUUGUUGAUCCGCAAAUUGCCUUUCCAACGUUUGGUCAGAGAAAUUGCUCAAGAUUUCAAAACUGACUUGCGUUUCCAAAGUGCUGCUAUUGGAGCUUUACAGGAGGCUAGUGAAGCAUAUUUGGUUGGUUUAUUUGAAGACACCAACUUAUGUGCUAUCCACGCCAAACGUGUUACCAUUAUGCCUAAAGACAUUCAGUUGGCCAGACGUAUCCGUGGUGAACGAGCUUGAUUCCAUUUUUUCAAGUUUAUUUUUUUUUUCAUUUGAUUUUUUUUCUGAAUUAUCUUUUUACACAUAUAUUUAUAUAUUUCCC